Dichomitus squalens LYAD-421 SS1 is the source of this 2938-nucleotide messenger RNA. RefSeq names its product ATP dependent DNA ligase. Gene Ontology annotation, biological process: protein dephosphorylation. The transcript has a single exon. Lineage: Eukaryota; Fungi; Basidiomycota; Agaricomycetes; Polyporales; Polyporaceae. Gene Ontology annotation, molecular function: protein tyrosine phosphatase activity. The record is from RefSeq and is a predicted model, not a curated record. Bases 26 to 2638 code for a protein of 870 amino acids.
CACACGCAGACUUGCAGGAAACCUCAUGGCGCUCGCAUGGCACCGCGGAUACCUCGCCCUUGUAGGGCCGCAAGUAGACGAGAUCGCCAGGGCGGAGAUCUCGAAAAUGAAGAGCUCCAUGACCGCGCAGCACACGGCCCAUCUCCUCGAACCAUGCUCUACUUUCCACAUUACUGUAUGCACGAAGGAGGAGCUUCGCGACAGCGCAGUCAAGGAUGCCCUUCCGUCCCUCGAUUCCGUCGACACCCGCCACCUGCAUGUCCUCGGCGUUGGUGGUAACGUCAAGCUUGGUGUCUUCUUCGUGGUCAUCGUUUGGGCUGCCGGGAAAAUUUUCCGCAAGCGGGUCGGCCUGAAGCCGAAGCAAUUCCACAUCACUCUCUCACCGCAUGACGACCAUGGCAUCGACAAAGGCCCUGGCUCCAUUCUGUCGGAAAACGAGAAUCCUGCCGCGAAUCUGCUUGGGAACAACCCCGAUCUCCUCGACCACCUCGCUUUCACGCUCCAUCUGGAAGGCAUGUAUGACCGUGCGAGGGCUGCAGCCGUUGGCCUGUGCAAGAUCAUGCCGACGUCCGAACGUGGAUUCCUCAGGUUAGGCGAUGUAGCGAUCAAGGACGAGCAGCAUAAACUCGCCAUGCUGGCGUAUGCCUGCGCUUUCGAACGCUGCUCCGAGGCGAAGGCCUCGGAAUACUGCUUGAAGAGGAUAGCGGAGUGCUCACUGUACAGCGAGUGGGGCUGCGCUUUCACCGACGCCGAGCGUUCCCAGCUCGAUGGCGCCCCGCCCCAGUUGCUCGAACCGUGGUCUGCUGCGCUCCGCCUAGAGCUGAUCGGGCGGGAGCUCCAAGCCCUCCCGUCCCUCUGCAGACUCGCGCGCACACCGAUUUACAUUCCUCAUCCUACGCGCACCGACACCCUCUCAGAAUCAUUCUAUCGCCUCCCCCGUUGGUUCCGGUGGCUCGUUCCUUUCCACAUCGCACUGAUGUCCACGCCGCGCGAUGCUGCUGACAUCGAGGCGCUCGCAUCUCCUUAUCUCGGUAUUCGCCAUGUCCUGACGCUUACAGAGGAAACGCCCCUCAGCCCCCUCUGGUUCGCUCGGAAUAACGUACGCAAUACUUUCCUGCCCGUGCUGAAUUACUGCCCUCCUACCAUCGAGCAGAUGGACCUAAUCCUCCGGAUGCUAGAAGAAGAGCGCAAUACGCCUAUGCUCAUUCACUGUGGUGGAGGCAAAGGUCGCGCAGGGACAGUGGCAGCGUGCUAUCUCGUCGCAUACGGCUUCGCCAAGCCAGACUCGACCAGGACAGAGCCCACGAUGACCGCCAAGGAGGCCAUCGCCGCUCUGCGCGCGAUCCGCCCUGGGAGCAUCGAGACGCAGCAGCAAGAAGAGUUCGUGGCCAAGUACUGCAGCGCAAUUUGGAAGCGCCACGCGGUCUUACCUGACCUUGUGCCCGAGCCGCCACCUAGUCCGCUGGAGAGCGAAGGUUCGCUGCCAAAGGACGCCGAUCUGUUCGUGCUCGUCGGACUCCCCGGCUCGGGCAAGACGACAUUCUCGCGUGCACUGAUGGCCCGCGACCCGCACGGCUGGACGUACAUCUCCCAGGACGAGGCGGGCAGCCGUAGCGCGUGCGAGACGGCGAUUGGGAACAUGCGCGGGGGUCGCGUGCUCCUGGACUGCUGUAACGUCUCGCGCUCUGGGCGGAAGGAGUGGCUCGCGCUCGCCUCACACUGGGCCAAGUCCCCCGUGUGCGUGUGGUUCGACUAUGACAGGGACCUGUGCGUGUCACGAGCGCAGAAUAGGGCCGGACACCCGACGCUCCCUCCGGGCAACAGGGUGCGGAAUGCCAUGGAGCAGAUGCACACUACGUUCGUCAGGCCGGCUCUCGCGGAAGGCUUCAAAGCGAUCUUCACCAUUCGCUCGUUCGCGGCCGCUGAAGAGCUGGUAUCCCGCCUCUCGCCUCCCGUCGGGCUGUCGAAGUUCCCGCGUACCGCACACCUCCUCGACCUCGGCUCUGCGACCACCGACGACAUCGUCAGCAACAUCCCUGACGUCGGAGAUGGGCACGUCGUGAUCACUGAGAAGGUGGACGGCGCGAACAUGGGUUUCUCCCUCUCCGCCGACCGCACCCAGAUCCUCGUUCAGAACAGGUCACACUACGUGAACCCUGCGUCGCACGAGCAGUUCCGACGGCUCGGGCUCUGGGUCGACAGGCACCGUGCGGACCUGAUGAAGGUGCUCGACCGCGACCCGUUCUUUGCCCAACGAUUCGUCCUCUUUGGGGAAUGGCUCGUCGCGACGCAUUCGAUCCCGUACAGCCGUCUGCCCGACUGGUUCAUGGCCUUCGACCUGUACGACAGGUCGACGGACUCGUGGGCGGAUCGACGGGCGUUGGAGACUCUCCUAGCAGACACUGACAUUCGGACAGUGCCUGUCGUGCAUCGGGGACGAAUGCCAAGCGAGGAAGAGUUGAGGGAGAUGGUGCAGCGCCCGUCGCUGUUCUAUGAAGGGCGCGUGGAAGGCGUGUACGUGAAGGUGGAGAAGAAGGGUCGUGUUGUCUCGCGCGGCAAGGUUGUGCGAUCCGACUUUAUUGCUGGGAAUGAGCAUUGGUCGAGAGGCCUGUUGAGGCUGAAUGCGUUGGAAUUGUAGACUGACUCUUCGAUUUGACCCCGACAGUGGACUCAGUCCUGUCGAUCCCCCUUACUUCAACUCUUCGCGUCGUUUCCGCCUCUGUUUGUUUUGACACAUCGUACCACUUGCUGCAUUAAUGGUGAUUUGGAUGCAUUGGUGCUUGCUGGUUACCAUCGUUCGGGUUACAGAACGUUGAGUGCCCAAGACGUACAGAGCGGUUAUCUAAUCAUUGAGAUUAGAAGUUCGAUAGACAAUCUCUCACCGAUGGCUCGAUUGGUUAUAAUCCUCGCACUUGGUUUUCGCACCCACCUCAACCUA